AUGCUUCGUAUCAAUCGCGUUCGACAGUUCUCACACAUCAGAAGCUUCUCCAGCACGUCACGUGCCCUGAACUCCGGCUCGUCGCUUCCUCUGGCUGGGGUCAGAGUGGUGGACAUGUCUCGGGUUCUGGCCGGACCCUACUGCACACAAUUGCUGGCUGAUCUGGGAGCAGACGUGAUCAAAAUCGAACACCCGACUCGUGGCGAUGACACUCGAGCCUGGGGUCCGCCGUUUGCGCCAUACACAAAGACGGAUGACUCUCUUGGAGUCAGUAGGGAUAUGGUGGAGGUUGCAGGCACAGCACCUGGCGAGUCGGCUUACUUUCUUUGCGUGAACCGAAACAAAAAGUCCGUCGGCCUGUCCUUCCAGUCGGACGAGGGCAAGGCUGCUCUCAAACGUCUUAUUGCUUCUGCUGACGUGUUUGUCGAAAACUACGUUCCUGGCACUCUCAAACGGUAUGGACUCAGUUACGAUGAUCUCAAGGAUGCUAACCCCAAGCUCAUCUACACAUCCAUCACAGGAUACGGCCAGACUGGACCUUACUCGCACCGACCCGGCUACGAUGUCAUGGUUGAAGCGGAAAUGGGACUCAUGCAUAUCACCGGAGAACCGGAUGGAGCUCCCUCCAAGGUCGGAGUAGCCGUGACUGAUCUCACCACCGGCCUCUACGCAUCUAACUCCGUGCUGGCAGCUCUCAUUAAGCGAGGCGUUUCCGGCAAGGGCACGCAUAUCGAUGCCUCUCUAGCCGACUGUCAGGUGGCUUCUCUUGCCAACAUCGCCUCUCAGGUGCUCAUCAGUGGCAAGCCUGACUCGGGCCGACAGGGAACUGCGCAUCCGUCCAUUUGCCCCUACCAGGCCUUUGAUACCGCCGAUGGAAGCAUUAUGAUCGGAGGAGGCAACGACAAUCUGUUCAAGUUGGCCUGUGACGCUCUGGGCAAGCCUGAGUGGAAAACUGACCCCCGGUUCUUGUCCAACGCCCUUAGAGUCAAGAACAGAGACAUUCUGGUGCCUGCCAUUCACGAGGUGACCAAGACCAAAAAGACCAACGACUGGGUUGAAAUCUUCAAGGUCUUCAACUUCCCAUUUGCCGCUAUCAACGACAUUCAGACCACGCUGAGCAACGAGCACGUUGUGGCACGAGACAUGAUCCAGACUGUGGAUCACCCCGUUUGUGGUCCCAUGAAACUCGUCGGUGUCCCCGUCAAGUUUUCUGACAAGACGUCGCAGCCCAACAUUCGAAUGCCCCCGCCUCUGCUUGGUCAGCACACCUUUGAGGUCUUCCGAGAGGUCGGGUACUCUGAUGCCGAGAUCAACAAGCUCGUCCAGGACGGCGUUAUUCGGGGCCGAAGUGACUCGGUUUAG
This is a messenger RNA of Yarrowia lipolytica CLIB122, 1362 nucleotides long. RefSeq lists its product as uncharacterized. NCBI's taxonomy places the organism in Eukaryota, Fungi, Ascomycota, Dipodascomycetes, Dipodascales. The record is from RefSeq and is a predicted model, not a curated record. Gene Ontology annotation, molecular function: catalytic activity.